This is a messenger RNA of Helianthus annuus (common sunflower), 690 nucleotides long. RefSeq names its product FH protein interacting protein FIP2. The record is from RefSeq and is a predicted model, not a curated record. Gene Ontology annotation, molecular function: protein binding. The coding region runs from base 1 to 690 and encodes 229 amino acids. Gene Ontology annotation, biological process: protein homooligomerization. The transcript has 7 exons. Lineage: Eukaryota; Viridiplantae; Streptophyta; Magnoliopsida; Asterales; Asteraceae.
AUGAAUACCGACGCAUGUUCUUCAAUUGUUCGACUCAAUAUAGGUGGAAGCAUAUUUUGCACAACUGUUGAUACGCUAACUCAUAGGGAGCCCCAUUCGAUGCUUGCUGCCAUGUUUAGUGGUCGCCACACUGUUCACAAGGACUCUGAUACGGGGUGUGUGUUUGUUGACAGGGAUGGGACACACUUUCGUCAUAUAUUAAAUUGGUUGAGGGACGGUGUGGCUCCCAACUUGUCUGAUUUGGAGCGUUUAGAGCUUUUGCGGGAAGCAGAAUACUAUCAGCUUCUUGGACUUGUGGAAAGGAUAAAUAUGGUGUUGAAUAAGAAGAAGGUGGAUGGAAAAAUGGAUACUGACUUAACACGCACUGAUAUUAUCAAAUGCGUGCAAUCUAAUAAAAAAUAUCGUCUCAAAUUAAGAGGAGUAAAUCUAUCUGGGCUUGAUCUUUCAAACCUGGACUUGUCGAAUGUUGACUUGAGUCGUGCGUGCCUCAAAAAUACUAAUUUUUCAGGUGCUAUUCUCAGAGCUGCGAAUUUUAGCGAAGCCAAUCUGGAAGGAGCCGAUUUAAAGGGUGCCGAUUUGCUUUCUGCCAUUUUUACGGGUGCAAAUCUUCAACAUGCUGAUCUUCGUCAUGUGAGAUAUAUGAGCCAUACGCUAGACGGUAUAACUUUACGUGGGGCGAUUUUAAACUGA